AUGCCUCCCAAACGCAAUAACAAGCGGCCGGCUUCCGCCAUGGCCGAUAACGCUGUUGUCAACCCUCACGACGCGUCUGAUAAUGUCACUUCCAAACGCACUCGCUCCAGCAGCUCGGUCACGGCUGCGACAUCGACCAACGGAAAAAUGGAGGUCAAGACGGGCAGCAAGGUGGAAAUGCCCAAGGGUGCGGCAGACGGUGCCGGCGAGCACGGUGAGGCCGGAAAUAUGAGAAUGGAGGCACCACCUCAAGCCGGCGCCGUCGACCCGGCGGGAGGCUACAAGACCAACAAGCCGCCCACCGACCGAUCUGUGCGUGUCUACGCCGACGGAGUCUUUGAUCUCUUCCAUCUGGGCCACAUGCGCCAGCUCCAGCAGGCCAAGACGGCCUUUCCCGACACAUAUYUYWUYKUKRRYGWYACSGSSRMCACYGAGAYCYACACGCGUAAAGGUUUGACGGUCAUGUCCGGCAAGGAGCGGGCGGAGUCCCUCCGUCAUUGUCGCUGGGUGGAUGAAGUGAUUGAAGAUUGYCCGUGGAUCAUCGACAUGGAAUUCCUGAAGAAGCACGACAUUGACUUUGUCGCCCAUGACGACAUUCCAUAUGGUGCCAGUGAGGGCGACGACAUCUACAAACCGAUCAAGGAACAGGGCAUGUUCCUCGUCACUCAACGGACCGAAGGCGUCAGCACCACCGGUAUCAUCACCAAGAUUGUGCGCGAUUACGAGCAGUAUGUUGGUCGGCAGUUGAAAAGAGGCACGAGCAGGCAAGAAUUGAACAUUUCCUGGCUGAAGAAGAAUGAGCUGGACAUCAAGCGUCAUGUCAAUGAACUGAGGGAUACCAUCCGUACGAAUUGGACGACAACGGGGCAGGAGGUAGGCAAGGAGUUGAGACAGUUCUGGCAGCCCAGCAGGCCUAACAGUCCUGCACCUUCCUCUGUGAAGGGUGGUGUUGCUGGUAGACUUGGUGUCACCAGCCCCUUGGCGGCAGAAGGGAGCGCCAGGAGCAGCACACCUGGCCGACGGGGUGGAAACAUGGACUUUGCGGCUGGGUAUGCCAUGGGAUUGAUUGGCGGUGUCAAGGGCUGGAUGGAAGGAAGCAAGCGAAGAAAUCUCUCGGAUAGCAGAGCGCAGAGUCCUGAUGAUAGCGCAGAGGAACGGAGUCCGAUUGACGAGCCUGAUGAGAACCGAGGGAGGCAAAGGGCUGGAAAGGGGGACAAGGUAUUGGAUCAGGUGCACUCUUAG
Ramularia collo-cygni is the source of this 1242-nucleotide messenger RNA. Its product is annotated as related to choline-phosphate cytidylyltransferase. The record is from RefSeq and is a predicted model, not a curated record. Gene Ontology annotation, molecular function: choline-phosphate cytidylyltransferase activity; phosphatidylcholine binding. The transcript has 2 exons. Gene Ontology annotation, biological process: CDP-choline pathway. Gene Ontology annotation, cellular component: nuclear envelope. Bases 1 to 1242 code for a protein of 413 amino acids. Lineage: Eukaryota; Fungi; Ascomycota; Dothideomycetes; Mycosphaerellales; Mycosphaerellaceae.